Messenger RNA from Lampris incognitus (smalleye Pacific opah), 1779 nucleotides. Its product is annotated as BOLA class I histocompatibility antigen, alpha chain BL3-7-like. Lineage: Eukaryota; Metazoa; Chordata; Actinopteri; Lampriformes; Lampridae. Gene Ontology annotation, cellular component: external side of plasma membrane. The record is from RefSeq and is a predicted model, not a curated record. The transcript is spliced from 6 exons. Gene Ontology annotation, biological process: immune response. Bases 1 to 648 code for a protein of 215 amino acids.
AUGAUACCACAGUCAUCGGGCUCAUUCAACGACGAAGCGGCAUACAGGGAGGAGGUUCAGAACCUGAUAAUGUGGUGUGCUAACAACACCCUGGUCUUAAGCACCAAAAAGACCAAGGAGAUUAUCGUGGACUUUAGGACCUCCAUCAAGAUCACGCACAUCCCUCCCUCAGUGUCUCUGCUCCAGAGGUCUCCCUCCUCUCCAGUCACCUGCCAUGCUACAGGUUUCUACCCCGACAGAAUCGUGAUGUUCUGGAAGAGAGAGGAAGAGGAGCUCCAGGAGGAGGAGGUGGACCAUGGUGAGCUCCUCCCCAACCAUGAUGGAACCUUCCAGAGGAGCGUUCACCUCCUCGUUGACCUUUCAUCAAUGAAGGCUGAGGACUGGCAGAAGUACCACUGUGUGGUUCAGCUUUCUGGGAUGAAGGAUGACAUCAUCACCAAACUGGACCAAUCACAGAUCAAGACCAACAGGAAAGAUCCUGUCAAUACCAUCCCCAUCAUCAUUGGAGUACUUGCUGCUGUCAUCUUCAUCAUCAUCGCAGUCCUUGGUGCCAUACUGUACCAGAAGAAGAAAGCCAAGUGCCCUCCACCUUCUCCUGACAGCAGCUCUGAGCUCUCUCAGAAACUGAACCCCGGUGCUUCACACUGAACUAAGUCUGAGGACAUGUUGGGGAAUCAAGCAGGAAGGAGCCCUCUCAAAAUCAGCUUUUAGUUUAUAAUUUGGGAAUGUGUCAGUUAAAAAUCAGUCGUGAGUCAUAAUGAGGGUAACCGGUGUGGGCAGUUACACACGACAUGCUAAAGGACAAAAGUCAACAAUCCAUCACAGCUGUAGAACAAACUAAUAAGCUCACACACACAUGAAGAACAGUGGUGACCCGUUGGAUCAGACCUUCUCUGGUAUGAAGAGAAAAUCCCUCAUAAAGCAUUUAUAUGAAUGUGGACUCAUUAACAUGGUGUUGGAGUGAAACUCCAGUGGUAGUUGAAACCAGUGAGCUGCAGUAAAUUGUGUGUACAGAUCCUUUUCCUAAUCCCCCUCCCACACAUCACAUGACUCCCCUGCAGACGACAAGGUUAGAACAGCAGCAUGAAGAAAGAAGUGAUGGAAUAUCAAUACUCUCUACUUAGAGGAGGAGGGGCGCACUAUUUGUCUCCAGAGGAAUUCAUAAAAGCUUCCCCGUUUGUCAACACAAUGAAACCCCUCCCAAAACACAACUAGCACACACACACACCUUUAGCCUCCCCCGUGACAUCCUCCCCCUUCACUCCACCCUUCAGGGCACCACCUCUGUGAUGGGUUGUUGUGCAGCAUCAUGACGUCCCGUCUUUUCCUCCACAUGUUCUUCUCAAAGCUCUGCUUGCAGAAUGGACACGUCCUCCUGAUGCAGCAUCUGUCUUUGGAGCAUCAGCAGGUUGACCUGUUGUACGCGUGUUGUGUUUUCUCUCUGCAGCAGAUUGUGUGGUUAAAAGUUGUAGGUUGUUGUUACCCUCAUACUGCUUCUGCUAAGUGACGGGUAGUGUGCAGGAUGUGUGUUUCUGGGCUGUAGCUGAGCUGGUAGAGAAUUAGGUUUGAUUUGCUGGAUAUUUUUCAUGUCCUGUAAGAUGUUAUCUUGAUUUAUCAUAACUUGGUUGAAGGGGUUUGGUUCUUUGUUGCUAUGUGUGACCAUAUUUACAGAAUAUAUGCUACAGAAAUGUUUGCUGUUUGCUUUGCUGAGAAAUGCUUUUAAUGGGGGGUAAACUGCCUUAAACUGCUGGUUUCUGUGAAAUAAAGUCCUCAACAUGU